Molecule: messenger RNA, 1623 nt
Organism: Ornithorhynchus anatinus (platypus)
Lineage: Eukaryota; Metazoa; Chordata; Mammalia; Monotremata; Ornithorhynchidae
Gene: POMC
Product: proopiomelanocortin
Exons: 8
Coding region: 1-1623 (540 amino acids)
Cellular component (GO): extracellular region
Molecular function (GO): hormone activity
Source: RefSeq, a predicted model, not a curated record
AUGGAGCCGUUGCAGCAGCCGUUGCAGGGGCCUCCCAAUGGAGGGUGGGGAGGCUGCGGCCGUUACAGAGGAGAAGCGGGGGACCCUGGGGUGGGCGGUUCCGAUCCGGUCCGGUCCGGAGGAUGGGCACCUGUCAGGACGGGCGCCCACGAGGAUGGGCACAAGUACGACGUGUUCUCGGCAUAUCGGACGACCCAGCCUCGGGUCGGGGACCGACACCUGUGGUACACCGAGGUGAUGAAAUACGCGAGCCAAUUCGCCCCUGACAACAAAUCGAGUCAACUGAGCCGCGGCGAUGUUCGCCCCGGCUCCCUCCCCCGCAUCCGCCAGCUCGUCCUUUGUUGUGCUUUGAAAAGGUCUAUCCGGGAGAUUGGCUUCAGCCAGCCCCUGGAGGCUAUAAAAGCGCCCGGAGCUGCAGCCAGUCGACGACGGCGAGCGGCCCCGACGGACGGACAGUCGGACCGACUCGCCACCCACGCUCUCUGCCAGCCAGUGGGGGCACAUAGGCCGCACUUUGGAGCAGCAGGGAGUGGGCGAGGAAAGGGGGUCCGGAACCGGGGGCAGCUGACCCCGAGGGUCAGUGAACUAGAAGUCCUGCUGCCCCUCUCGCCCGUCCCCGGCCUAUCAUUGCGCGGCGGCCCACCCCCGCCAGCGGCCAUCCUGCCCCCGGCCCGUUCUGAGUCCAGGCCGAGGGCUGCGGACCGGAAAAUGCCGACACCAACCCCCUUCGGGAGCUGCUUCGGGGCCCUUCUGAGUGCGGCACUGAGCCUGGCACUGCUCCACGCGCCCGCCGGGGCUCACGCCUCGUGCUCAGAAAAUGGCAGAUGUAAGGACCUCUCCUCCGAGGCCAAUGUGGUGGAGUGCCUCCGGGCCUGCAAGCUGGACCUCUCGGCCGAGGCGCCGGUGAUCCCGGGCAACGGACACCUAGAGCCGCUGUCCGAGAACGUGCGGAAGUAUGUCAUGAGCCACUUUCGCUGGGACCAGUUCGGACGCAAGAACGGCAGCGGCGGUUCGGUGGCGGGGCGCCUCUCCGGCCACAAGCGGGAGGAGCGGGAGCGGGGGAGUCUCCGGGACCUGCUGCUCCCGCGGCCCGGGGCCGGGGCCGGGAUCGGGGGCGACCCCCGGGCCGCGCCGCCCUCCGUCCCGCAGCCCCGGGACCUGCCGCUGACCAAGCGCUCCUACUCCAUGGAGCAUUUCCGCUGGGGCAAGCCGGUGGGCCGCAAGCGCCGGCCGGUCAAGGUCCACCCCAACGGCGUGGAGGACGAGUCGGCCGAGGAGUUCCGCCGGGGCCUGGCCGGGGACGUGGAUUACUCCGAGGAGGCCGAGCCGGUCCUGCCCCGGGAGCCCGGGAGGGAACUGGAGCAGGAGGCCGGGGAUGGGGAGAGGAGAUGGGAGGAGGAGGAGGAGGAGCGGGAGGAAGAAGAUGGAGAGGUGCGCGGGGAGGAGGAGAGGGAAGAGGAGGCCGGGGACGGGGAGGUCUACCGGAUGCGACACUUUCGGUGGGGCAGACCGGCUAAGGACAAGCGCUACGGAGGCUUCAUGACGUCGGAGAGGGGGCCCAUGCCGCUCGUCACGCUGUUCCGCAACGCCAUCGCAAAUAGCGCGCACAAGAAGGGGCAGUGA